Molecule: messenger RNA, 1883 nt
Organism: Lemur catta (Ring-tailed lemur)
Lineage: Eukaryota; Metazoa; Chordata; Mammalia; Primates; Lemuridae
Gene: JUND
Product: JunD proto-oncogene, AP-1 transcription factor subunit
Exons: 1
Coding region: 170-1210 (346 amino acids)
Biological process (GO): regulation of transcription by RNA polymerase II; regulation of cell cycle; regulation of cell population proliferation
Cellular component (GO): transcription regulator complex
Molecular function (GO): transcription factor binding; RNA polymerase II cis-regulatory region sequence-specific DNA binding; DNA-binding transcription factor activity, RNA polymerase II-specific
Source: RefSeq, a predicted model, not a curated record
AUAAGAGAACGCACAAGCCGCGCGGCUCACGAGCCGCCGCCAGCGGAAGGCCGGGCGCAGCGGCUUCGGCCUGGGCGGGCGCAGGGCCGAGCGCAAGGGGGGGGGCGCGGGCCCCCCGGGAGGCCGCAGCCACUCCCCCCCCGGGCCGGCGAGGCGGGGGAGGCGGAGGAUGGAAACACCCUUCUACGGCGAUGAAGCGCUGAGCGGCCUGGGCGGCGGCAGUGGCAACGGCAGCAGCUUCGCGUCCCCGGGCCGCCUGUUCACCGGGGCGCCCCCGACGGCGGCGGCCGGCAGCAUGAUGAAGAAGGACGCGCUGACGCUGAGCCUGAGCGAGCAGGUGGCGGCGGCGCUCAAGCCGGCGGCCGCGCCGCCUCCGGCCCCCUUGCGCGCCGACGGCGCCCCCAGCACCUCACCCCCCGAUGGCCUGCUCGCCUCCCCCGACCUGGGGCUGCUCAAGCUCGCCUCCCCCGAGCUCGAGCGCCUCAUCAUCCAGUCCAACGGGCUGGUCACCACCACGCCGACCAGCACGCAGUUCCUCUACCCCAAGGUGGCGGCCAGCGAGGAGCAGGAGUUCGCCGAGGGCUUCGUCAAGGCCCUGGAAGAUUUGCACAAGCAGAACCAGCUCGGCGCGGGCGCGGCCGCUACUGCCGCCGCCGCCGCCGCCGCCGGGCCCUCGGGCACAGUCGCGGGCUCUGCGCCCUCCGGCGAGUUGGCCCCGGCGGCGGCCGCGUCCGAGACACCGGUCUACGCGAACCUGAGCAGCUACGCGGGCGGUGCUGGGGCCGCGGGGGGCGCUGCGACGGUCGCCUUCGCUACAGAGCCGGUGCCCUUCCCACCGCCGCCACCCCCGGGCGGGCUGGGGCCGCCGCGCCUCGCCACGCUCAAGGAUGAGCCACAGACGGUGCCCGACGUGCCGAACUUCGGCGAGAGCCCGCCGCUGUCGCCCAUCGACAUGGACACGCAGGAGCGCAUCAAGGCAGAGCGCAAGCGGCUGCGCAAUCGCAUCGCCGCCUCCAAGUGCCGCAAGCGCAAGCUGGAGCGCAUCUCGCGCCUUGAGGAGAAAGUGAAGACCCUCAAGAGCCAGAACACGGAGCUGGCGUCCACAGCGAGCCUGCUGCGGGAGCAGGUGGCGCAGCUCAAGCAGAAAGUCCUCAGCCACGUCAACAGCGGCUGCCAGCUGCUGCCCCAGCACCAGGUGCCCGCGUACUGAGCCCGCGCGCGGGGCGCAUGCGCGGCCACUCUCCCAAGGGGCGGGCUCGCGGAGGGGAGUCGUGGGCGCCCCGGACUUGGAGAGGGCGCGGUCCCGGGGACCCUCGCUUUGGGUGCCCAGGACUCGGAGAGGGCGCGGCCCCCGGGGAUCCCCCGAGGGUGCCCAGGACUCGGAGGGGGCGCCCCGGACUCGACAAGCUGGACCCCCUGCUCCCGGGGGGGCGAGCGCAUGACCCCCCGCCCUCGCGCUGCCUCUGUCCUCUGCGCGCGGCCGUACCGCGUUGCAUAAACCUGCGCGUCCCGACUGCCCCUUUGUACACACCGCCGCGGAAGGGGGUUCCGAGGGGGCGCAGCCUCAAGCCUUUGCGUUUCCUUUUAUUUUUUUGCCUUUGGAAGAGAGAACAGAGUGUUCGAUCCUGCCCUAUUUAUGUUUCUACUCGGGAACAAACGUUGGUGUGUUGUGUGUGUGUUUUCUCGUGUUGGUUUUUUAAAGAAAUGGGAAGAAGAAAAAAAUACUCCACCCCUUUCCUUGCUCUCCCCACUCCCGUCCUUCCAACUCCCCCCCCCCCCCCGCCCUUUUUGUUCUGUUUUUUUGUUUUGCUACAAGUCCACAUUCCUGUUUGUAAUCCUCGGUCCGCCCGGCGUUCUGUUUUCAGUAAAGUCUCCUUACGCCA